This is a messenger RNA of Cladophialophora psammophila CBS 110553, 966 nucleotides long. RefSeq lists its product as uncharacterized. The coding region runs from base 1 to 966 and encodes 321 amino acids. Gene Ontology annotation, molecular function: arylformamidase activity. The record is from RefSeq and is a predicted model, not a curated record. Lineage: Eukaryota; Fungi; Ascomycota; Eurotiomycetes; Chaetothyriales; Herpotrichiellaceae. The transcript has 6 exons.
AUGGACCUACCUAGCUUCGAUCCCGAUGCUGAGAAACUGCCAAAGUUGAGCGAGCUCCCAUCCAUCGAUGGUGCUCCCUCGAACGCUGCGUGGUUCUGGGGCAAGCAUGACCAGCUGGGACGUUUGAAUCUUUUGACGCCGCGCAGAAUCGCGAACGCAGCGAAACAAAUCCAAACGGGGAAAACCGUGUGCUUGAAUUUCCCCGCCGAGCUCCCGGCUCCGCCAUUUUUUGGUCGGCAGGGCUUCAAGCACGAGAUCAAGGCGAUCACAGACUAUGCAUAUGACGACUUACACACGCUGAACACCCAAAGUGGCUCACAGUGGGAUGGGUUUCGCCAUGUCGGCAUUAAUCACAACGACUCCUUCAUCUGGUACAAUAAUACCACUCGGGCCCAAAUUCUGAGUACGGAAAAACUGGGAAUCCAUCACUGGGCGAAAAAGGGGAUCGCCGGAAGGGGAGUCUUGAUCGACUUCUACUCGUACUCGAAGCGGUCCUACGAUCCGUUCACGGCUAGAAAGAUUACCGUGGAGGAGAUCGAGGCUUGUGCACGAGCGUGCCAUGUCGAAUUCAACUAUGGCGAUAUCCUCGUCGUCCGGACCGGGUGGUCCGAGGCGUACAAAAAGCUCGAUGCAGAUGGGCGGAUGAAGAUCGGGUCGAAAAGUAAUUCAGAGCUGGAGUUUGCCGGGUUGAGCCGAGGAAACAGCAUGCUCGAGUUUCUUCACGACAACUAUUUCAGUGCGGUUGCGAGUGACUCGCCGGCUUUCGAGUCGUGGCCGUUCGACGAACCCGAGCAUCUCCACUACUACCUCCUGCCUCGGUGGGGAGUCCCGAUUGGUGAAAUGUGGGAUCUUGAUGGGCUGGCCGAACUAUGCCAGAAGACCGGCAGAUACACCUUCUUCUUGGCGAGCAGUCCUGCCAAUGUUCAAGGUGAGGGACUUUCCCCAUAUUACAAGACAGUAAUGUGA